Molecule: messenger RNA, 2070 nt
Organism: Tachyglossus aculeatus (Australian echidna)
Lineage: Eukaryota; Metazoa; Chordata; Mammalia; Monotremata; Tachyglossidae
Gene: LSM4
Product: LSM4 homolog, U6 small nuclear RNA and mRNA degradation associated
Exons: 5
Coding region: 54-473 (139 amino acids)
Biological process (GO): P-body assembly; spliceosomal snRNP assembly; nuclear-transcribed mRNA catabolic process
Cellular component (GO): spliceosomal tri-snRNP complex; U6 snRNP; P-body
Molecular function (GO): U6 snRNA binding
Source: RefSeq, a predicted model, not a curated record
CCGAGCGACGGCGGAAGUGACCGGAGAGGCCCGUCCUCCCCUCAGCAAGCAACAUGCUUCCCUUGUCAUUAUUGAAGACUGCCCAGAAUCACCCUAUGUUGGUGGAACUGAAAAAUGGUGAAACUUAUAAUGGACACCUUGUGAGUUGUGACAACUGGAUGAACAUUAAUUUGAGGGAAGUCAUCUGCACCUCAAGGGAUGGUGAUAAGUUUUGGCGCAUGCCAGAAUGUUAUAUCCGCGGCAGUACGAUUAAAUACUUGCGUAUUCCUGAUGAGAUUAUUGACAUGGUGAAGGAGGAGGUGGUGUCCAAGGGCAGGGGCCGUGGUGGGAUGCAACAGCAGAAGCAGCAAAAGGGACGAGGUGUUGGCGGCGUUGGGCGAGGUGUGUUUGGAGGACGUGGCCGAGGGGGAAUACCAAGCAGUGGAAGAGGACAGCAGGAAAAGAAGCCAGGCAGACAGGCUGGAAAACAGUGAGGUGUUGUCUUUCCCCUUUCCAGAGACAUUGAGCAGAAGGCAGUUUUGCCGUGGCCUUGGAAUCGCCAUGUGGCUCAAGGUGUCAUAUUGCUAAUCUUCAAUUAAUCUGUUCCCAAAAAGGGAGGAGUUCCGAGAAUAAUACAUUUUGUAAUCCUUCAAAACCCUCCUCUUUGUAGAGUUAGGGUAGUCAAUGUUCCACUCUUUUUAGCUGGCGCAUUCUGUGAUUGGAAAUACCUCGGUUCCUUUCAGUUUUGUAAAGUUGAUCAUUUCAGUGGACUUAACCGCUAUAAAGGGUUAAAUACCCUUUAAUUCUUUUGAUCUUGGAUAUAUUUUAAAAUAUGCAAAAGAAUGGCAUCCCUUGUUCUUGUUUUAAGUACUGUUGUAGAUAUUUUCAGGAAAGUUUAUUUUGCUGCUCUUUGUUUUACACUUGAUUUGGAUUCGAUGGCUGGAAGGCUUUCCUUUCAAGCUAUAUGCUAUGAUACUGAACAUGGAGUAAGUUUCCUUAAGUAUGGCCUCAAAAGUUUCCUUUUUUAAAACAUACACAAAGGAACUUGUUCUAGGGGAUGGCUGCUGGGAUAAUUUUUCUUCCCAUUUGCCAAGAAAUCACAUUAAUUUGUGUUUCAAAGUGAAAUUAAUAAAAUUCUCAUUUGAAAAUUAGUCAUUCUUUUCCAAAUCCUAAGCAAAUUACUCCUUGUAUUCUUCAUUCCCUGUGACAGGUUCAACUGCAUUUUGGCAAUCCCUCUCUUGUAUAAAGAGUGAUAAUAAACUGUUGUGAUAAAAUGUCUUUGUUUGAUCAGAAUACUUUUCAUAAUUUAAAACUAUUCCUUUGUCCCCCAACAGUGCAUCCUUUUCAGCAGCAUCAAAACAAUGCCCAACAGUGCUCCCUAGCUCAUAGUCCCUUUGUAACUGUAUGGGGAAAAAACAUUUCUUUAAUCAAUCCAUCAGUGGUUUUGAAUACGGGGCCACUUUGUGCCCUGUACUAAGCACUUGUGGAGCAUAUACUAGGGCAGUAGACCUGGUUCCUGUCCAAUGGCUGAAAAUACCAGUACUCCCCUUGAUGGUUUUGUCUUCUGAAAUAUUUUUUUUGCUGAAUAUGUGCAGAGGGAUUUUGUCUUAAUGUCUCAAGUAUGCAAAUGGCAUAAAAUAACCUCUGGAGAUCCUCUGAAAGAAAAGAACAACAUUUCUCAGACUCUUGGCUGUACUUUUUACUCUGGGUGGCAUGCAGAUACUGAACUGUUGCGACAUGAAUGUUUAUCAUUUGAAGCCUUUCUCCCCUGCUCCCAAACCUUAAGGAACGUCGUGCUUUUAAACCAUAGGAAAAAUAAGCCUUUGGGAACAUCGGUUUCAGAAUUCAACAGGAAACACUUGGAGAGUAACUGCUUUAAAAUAGAUUCAUAUGGAAUAAUUUGUUUGGAAAAAGCUCAAUUUGGGGGGGAAAUCUUUCCAGUAAAAUAAUUAAGAUGUGUGGUACAUCCCGUGUUAUUUCAUUAACUUUUUUAACAGGAGCAAAUACAGUUAACAUGACUUUAUUCACAGCAGUCUUUAAAAAAAUUAUAUGUCUUAGUGAUGAUUGGAAUAAAUGUGUUGUUAAUCUGUA